Messenger RNA from Anoplophora glabripennis (Asian longhorned beetle), 253 nucleotides. Its product is annotated as protein spinster-like. The transcript is spliced from 2 exons. The record is from RefSeq and is a predicted model, not a curated record. NCBI's taxonomy places the organism in Eukaryota, Metazoa, Arthropoda, Insecta, Coleoptera, Cerambycidae. The coding region runs from base 13 to 234 and encodes 73 amino acids.
GAGGCUUUCAAGAUGAACUUGAACUUGUCCGACUCGACCGAUUUGAAAAACUUCAAGUCCUUGCAAUACGCCCUAUUCUCGACGUGUUUCGUUGAAGUUAUAGGCGGUUUGUUCUUCCUCAUCACCGCCUUCUACAUCGUGCAGGAUAAACACAAAGUGGAGGCCGCCGUUCACGAGGCCGCCCAACAUAACCAUUUAGACCACGAUGGACAUGCGACGACGGAACAUACUUGAGAUGCCUUUUCUUUUGGAU